AUGUUUGAAAAAUUAUGUUUCCUUGAAAACACCAUUCAGUUUCCAUCUGCCGUCAACCACGCAUCGAAUGCCUCAAUGGAAGACAUCUUGGUAGCUGGGGGCUGGGACAGUGAUGGUAAUGCUUUAAAAUCUGUUGAGAGAUUUUCGUGGAAGAAGAAUGUCUGGGAAAGAGUGUCCUCAAUGAAAGUUGGUCGUAAAGGAGCAACGUCGUUUGUUUACGAGAAUCAAGUAUUUGUCGCUGGCGGAUGUGAUAGUCGCGUAAUUGAGGUAUUAAAUUUGAACGAAGAUCUGUUGCAGUGGGAUGAAUCUAUGGCUAAACCUCCCUACCAUUGUGAAUACCUUCGCUCUGUGGUUUACCAGAACCGCGCAGUUAUUUUAUGCGCAUGUGAGGACACUGAGUAUUGCGCAGAACUUUGUCUUACCGCACCUUACCCAUGUAAGCAGUUGUGUAAAAUUCCUGAACCGGCAAGAAAAUCUUAUACCGUGGUUGCAUUUGAGCACAAAGUGUUAAUUUUUGGAGGAUUAUGUUGUGGUACAGAUGAUGAUGUACUUGAUAGCGUGUUAGAAUUUAACAUUGGUACGAAUAAAUUUAAAGCUAUGCCUUCAUUUCCCUGCGGUCUGUGUAAUUUGGCAAGUGUUCGUUGGCGGGAUCAAGCAAUUUUGAUUGGAGGUGCGGUUAAAGAUGGCCCAUCAAAAAAGGUUUAUAUGUACAAUUCCAAAACGGGCACCACCACUGAAUUGCCAUGUAUGUUAGAAGAAAGAAAUGGCUGUGCUGCUGUCAUUACAGGCAAUACAAUUGUUGUGAUGGGUGGACGGGGAAAGACGACAGGUCGUGUUAGAUCUGUUGAAGCUUUCACUUUGGGAGGUUAUACCUGGAGAUAUCUUCCUGCUAUGAAUGAAAUUAGAAGUCUCUCUACUGCAACUGUUUUACCAACAAAAAACUUUUGA
Messenger RNA from Paramuricea clavata, 948 nucleotides. The record is from the annotation of a GenBank genome assembly. Lineage: Eukaryota; Metazoa; Cnidaria; Anthozoa; Malacalcyonacea; Plexauridae.